AUGUUCCAGCUGACUAGUACGCUGUCAUUGUUAGGGAUUGUCGCCCUAGCCCUCAGCGAGCUCAACCCUCCCUACUAUGCCAACUUGACAUGGCAGCCAGCUCGUACGCUGUCCAACUGGUCCAAUUUGACCGUAGAAACUCGCACUGGCACGUUCAUUGGCACCUUGAACGAUACUUAUCCUAAUGUCCGCCAAUUCCUUCGUGUUCCGUUUGCCCAGCCACCAGUUGGUGAUCUCCGAUGGCUUCCUCCACAGCGACUGCCGAACUCGUCGAAGAGAAUUGACUCGACUCGGUACGGGCCCGCUUGCCCGCAAUAUGUAUCCUCGAGCGAUGCCAUCUGGUCCGAGUACGAACCAACCAGUCUACUACUCAGUGUCGGCGAAGCCGACAACCAGGGAUCGACGGCUUGGUCUUCUGCCGAAGACUGUCUAUCGCUGGCUGUCUGGACACCCUCGGACGCAAAACGAGCAUCGAAACUGCCUGUGGCCCUGUUUGUGACUGGGGGUGGCGGUGUUAGUGGUGGAAUUGAGAUGGAAUCUCAAUUACCAUCACACUGGGUGUCGCGCUCUCAGGAGCACAUUGUGGUGACGAUUAACUAUAGGUUGAAUAUAUUCGGAAAUCCCAAAUCAAAAGCGUUAAAAGAGACCUCGCUGACCCUGCUGGAUGUACGGGCUGCAGUUGAAUGGGUAUCAGAAAACAUCGAGGCCUUUGGAGGGGAUCCAGGUAAUAUUAUGCUCUGGGGACAAUCCCAAGGUGCCGCAUUGACUCACCUGUACACCCUCGCCUUCCCACACGAUUCGCUUGCAACCAAGUUCGGCAUCAUCUCGCAGCCACCAUCGGUGACCAUCAAUCUGACCGAGACAGACGACGUCUAUCAAGACUUUCACAUUGUGGCACAGGGGCUUGGAUGUAAUUAUGGUGACGAUGCGGAUGCCGAACUCGAAUGCAUGCGCCAGGUCUCAUGGGUUCAGAUCGAGGAGUACAUAAACCGGUACAAUAGCAGUCCAUCGAUAGCCUUUAGCAACUAUAUCCCGGACGAGAGAUAUAUCUUCUCAAACGAGACAAAACGAUAUACCGCUGGCAAAGUCGCCCGAGGACCAGCGAUUCGGUCAGAUGCCUCCAGAGAGCAAGCCAACACCAAUGAAUCCGUGACCAUGGAAGUCGAAGGCGAGUGGAUAUGCACUGCCUACACAGAUUCCAUCUUGCGGUCAUCCCUGGGCCUCGACACUUAUCGAUACAUGUGGGCGGGAAACUUUUCAAACAUCAGCCCCGUGUCCUACCUCGGGGCCUUUCACUGGUCAGAUCUGUUGAUGAUUUUUGGCACGUACAUGACUGACCAGGGCGACAUCUCGGAGCUCGAGGUUGCUACCUCGGAGACAAUGCAAGACUAUAUAUUGGCAUUUCUUAAAGAUCCUUCAACUGUUAGUGAUACCGUCGGCUGGCCUGCUUUCGACGCCGACGCGGCCCACGGUGGGCUCAUCCUGGAGUUUGGCAACGGGACAGCAGUGAAGAAUAUCACGGGUGACUUUCUCGAGGGAGGUUGUUGGAACUCGUCUAUUUCUUUUCCGAUUUAUGAAAUUCAGAAGAGGGCAUGGUCUUAG
Talaromyces rugulosus is the source of this 1602-nucleotide messenger RNA. RefSeq lists its product as uncharacterized. Bases 1 to 1602 code for a protein of 533 amino acids. The record is from RefSeq and is a predicted model, not a curated record. Lineage: Eukaryota; Fungi; Ascomycota; Eurotiomycetes; Eurotiales; Trichocomaceae. The transcript is spliced from 6 exons.